Molecule: messenger RNA, 6504 nt
Organism: Hevea brasiliensis (rubber tree)
Lineage: Eukaryota; Viridiplantae; Streptophyta; Magnoliopsida; Malpighiales; Euphorbiaceae
Product: disease resistance protein RPV1
Exons: 7
Coding region: 220-4431 (1403 amino acids)
Biological process (GO): signal transduction; defense response
Molecular function (GO): ADP binding
Source: RefSeq, a predicted model, not a curated record
UAAUUUAAGGUACAUUUCCGCGUGUGGUCCAAGUAGUAGUAAAUCUUAUAGGCGAAAGAAAAUGGUGGGUUCAUUGUAGUUUCCUCGAAUAUACAAAAUCUUAUCGGUGGUUUGAUUCUGAUCAACUAUAAAGCCUUCGCCCAAGUUUACCAUUCUUUUAUAGCUUUCUCUGCAAUUCCUCUAGUUUCUUUCCUACCAAACAAAACCUGCUUGUCAAAUAUGGCUUCUACUUCAUCUUUAGCCUUCUCCUCUAAAACUACCUAUGAUGUUUUCCUUAGUUUUAGGGGAAUUGAUACUCGUCACAAUUUUGCUAGUCAUCUUCAUGCUGCUUUGUGCCGGAAAAAUAUUACGACAUUCAUGGACGAUGUUCUUGAGAGAGGAGAAGGGAUCUCGCCAGCGCUCAUGAAAGCGAUUGAAGAAUCCAAGAUUUCUGUAGUAAUUUUCUCAGAAAAUUAUGCGUCCUCUCGGUGGUGUCUAGAUGAACUGGUGAAGAUAAUUGACUGCAAGGAAAGAAUGGGCCUACGGGUUUUUCCCAUUUUCUACCAUGUAGAUCCUUCUGAUGUUAGAAAACAGACCGGGAAAUUUGGAGAAGCAUUUGGGAAAGUUAAAGAAAAAUUUAAGCACAACUUAGACGUUGUGGAGAAGUGGAGCAUUGCUUUGACGGAAGCAGGCAAUCUAUCUGGAUGGGUUCCCAGCAUCAACAGGCCUGAAUCCCAAUUAUGUGACGAAGUCGCUGACAAAAUUCUGAAGAAAUUGUAUCUCAGAUCGUAUGUUGAAUCUAAGGGCUUAGUUGGGAUUGAUUCACUUGUUGAAAAACUAAUUGAGGCAAAAGAUGUUCGGAUAAUAGGAAUUUGGGGAAUGGGUGGUAUUGGAAAGACCACCAUAGCUGAAGUUCUAGUUAGUCGAAUAUCUAAUCAAUUUGAUAGCUUUUGCUUUCUUCGCAAUGUUAGGGAAAAAUCAGAAAAAUAUGGGCUAGUUGAUUUAAGAAAAAGCUUUUUUUCGGAACUCUUGGGGAUUGAAAUUAGAAAUCUAGAAAUGCUCAGUGUGGUACCCACUUUCAUUAAGGAUUCACUUAAUCGGAAGAAAGUUCUUGCUGUUCUUGAUGAUGUUAAUGAUCCAGAACAACUAGAAGCUUUAGCUGUAAAUGAUGAUGAUUGUUUUGGGUCGGAAAGUAAAAUCAUUUUAAUAAGCAGAGACAAACAAGUCCUAAAACAAGUCGUAAGCAGUGAUAAAAAUAUACAUGAGGUUAAGGGAUUGGAUUGUAGUGAUGCUCUUCAGCUGUUAAGUAUGAAAGCCUUCCAACAGAAGCAUCCUCCGGCGGAAUAUAUAGAGUUGUCCGAAAGGGUACAAACUUAUUGUAAAGGUGUUCCAUUAGCUCUCAAAGUUUUGGGUUCCUAUUUGUGCAAAAGGACUCCUGAAGAAUGGGAAAGUGCAUCGACUAAACUGAAGAGAUUUCCUGACUGCAAGAUUACGAAAGUCUUAAAAAUAAGUUAUAAUGCUUUAGAUAGAACGGAAAAGAGCAUAUUUCUAGAUAUUGCAUGUUUCUUCAAAGGAUAUUACAAAAGCUGGGUAAAAGAUUUAUUAGACGAUUGGGCAAUAAUUCGUCUAAUGGAUCAGUGUCUCAUAACUAUUGUGCAUGGCAAGCUAGAGAUGCACGAUUUGAUAGUGGAAAUGGGUCAAGAUAUUGCUCGGCGGAAGGGUAACCGAUUAUGGAUUUCUACAGAUAUCUGUCAAAUGUUGGCCACAAAUGAUAAUAAGGCAAAGAAAGUAGUUGAAGGCCUAUUUUUGGACAUCUCUACAAUUGGAAGGGUAUAUUUGAAUCCUGCCGUGUUCUCAAGAAUGCACAACUUGAGACUGCUCAAAUUUUACUGGAGUUCCUGGUUAAAGACGGAAGGUACUGGCUUCAUAUUUGAAUCUAGCGGAUCAGAUUGUCUAAAAAGUCUUCCUUACAAGUUGAGAUUACUUCAUUGGGAGGAAUUCCCUUUCAAGUCUUUGCCAUUAAAUUUUUUCGCGGAAAACCUUGUCCACCUCAUCAUGCCAAAUAGCAAAGUGGAACAGCUCUGGAAUGGAGAUAAGUGUUUGCCAAACUUAAAAUCUCUUGAUCUUGCUUUCUCAAAGCAUCUGAAAAUAGUCCCUGAUUUUUCUAUGAUGACAAGCCUGGAAGAGAUAAAUUUUCGUGGUUGUGAGAGUUUGAUUGAGAUUCCAUCAUCCAUUCAGUGCCUGAAAAGACUUCAUUCUCUUUAUCUAACUCAUUGCACAAAGUUGAGAAGUCUUCCACAAAUGCCCAGAGGCAUAAAACAUUUAUAUCUCAAUUAUUCUGGAGUGGAAGAGUGGUCUCCGUCAUCUAUCCAAUUUUUUGACAAUCAUGUGUUCGUAUGUACUUCCCAUUGCGAAAACCUUAGAAGUCUUCCAAGAAUUAUAUAUUGCAAUACUUUUAUGAGUCUUCAUAGCAGUUUCUGCCCAAAUCUCAUCAUGUCUCUGCUGAUUAUGGAAAGUUCAGAAGUAUUGCCCUCAUCAAAUGAUGGUAUUGUUGAGUUAGAUUUGGCAUUUUGUAAAAUGCUCAAAAGUCUCCCAAAUGGCACUGGCGAAUUGAAACACCUUAAGCUUCUGAAUCUCUGGGGCUGUUCAUAUCUUGAGAAAUUGCCUCCUUUAUAUGGUUUAUGCUCCUUAAAGAGCCUAUAUCUAGAUGGCACUGCACUCGCAGAAAUUCCUCCUGACAUUGGUUCUUUGUCAUCAUUAGUAUUACUGUCUCUAAGUGAUACUCCAAUGGAAGAAUUGCCGUCAUCAAUUGGUUGUCUCUCUUCACUUGAUAGUUUGGAUUUGCACAGCUGUAAAAAGCUUAAUAGUCUCCCAAACAGCAUUUGUGAAUUGAAAUGUCUUGGGACUCUACAACUCUGGGGCUGUUCAAAUCUAGAGAAAUUGCCUCCUUUAUAUGGUUUAUGCUCCUUAAAGGGGCUAUAUCUGGAUGGCACUGCACUUGUAGAAAUUCCUCCUGACAUUGGUUCUUUGUCAUCAUUAGAAUUACUGUAUCUAAAUGAUACUCCAAUAGAAGAAUUGCCGUCAUCAAUUGGUUGUCUCUCUUCACUUGUUAGUUUGAAUUUGCAGAGAUGUAGAAAGCUUAAGAGUCUCCCAAACAGCAUUUGUGAAUUGAAAUGUCUUCAUGAUCUACAUCUCAGUGGCUGUUCAAAUCUAGAGAAAUUGCCUCCUUUACAUGGUUUACGCUCUUUAAGAGGUCUACAUCUAGAUGGCACUGCACUUGUAGAAAUUCCUCCUGACAUUGGUUCUUUGUCAUCAUUGGGACUAUUGUUUCUAGAUGAUACUCCAAUAGAAGAAUUGCCGUCAUCAAUUGGUUGUCUCUCUUCACUUUUUGAUUUGAAUUUGCAGAGAUGUAAAAAGCUUAAGAGUCUCCCAAAUAGCAUUUGUGAAUUGAAAUGGCUUAAAACUCUACAUCUCAGGGGCUGUUCAAAUCUAGAGAAAUUGCCUCCUUUACAUGGUUUAUGCUCUUUACAAGAUCUAUAUCUAGAUGGCACUGCACUCGUAAAAAUUCCCCUUGACAUUUUCUCUUUAUCAUCAUUGGGAGUAUUGUUUCUAAAUGAUACUCCAAUAGAAGAAUUGCCGUCAUCAAUUGGUUAUGAAUUGAAUUUUUGUAAUUGCGUAAAUUUGGACCAAAAUGCACGUGGCACCAUUAUGGCAGAUGCUGUCCAGAGAAUUAAAGAAUUAGCCAUUGCUAGAAGUUAUCCUUAUUUUUUGGUUGGUUUACCCGGAAGCAAAAUUCCUGAGUGGUUGAGCUGUGAAGGCCCAGGACAUUUAAUAGAAACUUCGUUCCCUCCUGGUUGCUUCAAUAAUAUGUUCCUGGGUUUUGUUUUUUGUGCUAUUCUAGAACUUAAGGCUCCUGUUUUUCAUGAGGAUGGACACUUAAGAUGUCAAAGCAGUUUCAAAAACAAUAAUGGCUACAGAGAGGCCAAUUUUACAAGUGAAUAUUUCUUUUUGGAAAAUACCAUAGAAUCAGAUCAUGUGAUCUUUUGGCACGAUGGCCAUGACAUUUCCUCUUUAGAUUGGCUCAAACAAAAUUGUGACAUGGAGAACAAGGCAUCAUUCCACCUCUACCCUGAGAAUAUGGACUCCAACUAUAUGACAGAGUGGGAAGUGAAAAGGUUUGGGUUCCACUUGUUAUAUGACAAGGUUGAGCUAAACAAAUGCAAUCCUUACAAAUGCAGAGAAGCCAAAUUUAUGGAGCAAUUCAAAGAAACAACAAAUGCCAGCAAUAAGAGAAGCAGGAAAGACUUCUACUCCAGUAAUAUCAAUGGCAACCAGGAGGUGGAAACACAGACUAAAAGAUUGAGGCAAAAGUCCUCUAUGGAAGAUUACUUUUCAAAUGCUCAGGAUGGGAUUAACUACGACGCUACUAUGGUUUCUUCAAGUUCUUCAUGAGAAUUUGCUCCCAAAUUCUACAAAUUUCUUUGAAAUCCGUCCCUACUAAUUGUGGAUAACUAGGGUUUGCGGCUAUAUUUCCCUCAAGCUGCGUCGACGUCUUCCAAAUCUGGGCAUCAACUAUCUGAUCUGUCGAGUCUCAUUUGUUUUGGGCAUCAACUUUCUGAUCUGGCGAGUCUCACGAGCCCAUCUGUCGCGACUUCAGUGGCGUCUUCCAGACUCACUCUACGCUAACCUCGGCCUUCUCCAUCUUGCCAGUACGUUUCCAGAGUCGUUUCCGAUACCAACCCUUCUCUCUCUUGUGAUUUUGUUAUUUUUGGAUGAUAUUGCUUCCAUUUCUCUUCUCCACUCAAUGAUUCAGAAGCUCUACGGUUUUUGUAGCCUCCAAUUUCUCCCUCUCUUGCACAAACUUAAUUAGCGACUAUAAGUCUUCCAUUUCAGUGUACUUAGUUUAUGUUUUCAGGAGAAGAAUUGUAUUGCUGAUUCUUUAGCACAUUGAAACUUGUGGCAUUGAAAUUAAGGCUCUUAUGUGAAAUUGCAUUCUGUAGCUCAUGACGUUCAAUUCUGGUCUGAUCCACCAAAUGAGAUAUGGGGUUUCCUCACAACAGAUGCAGUGGUAGUGACUUUGUGUUAACUCAGGUUGUGAGCCUAUUCGUGUGACUAUAAUUGAGUUUCCUCACAGAAGAUGCACUCUAAUUUGGUCUCUUUGGAAAAACAAGAACGAAGUGCUUUGGAAUUCUAAUCAGAUUACAAGCUCUGCUUCCUCCUUCUUGAGUCAGUGGUUAGCUACCAAAGUUAGUGACCAUCCAUCCCAUUUUGACUACUCUUCGACAGUUUCUGUGGCUGAUUUGUUGAUAUGGCACAAGCCUGCUUCGGGAUUCUUGAAAUGCAAUACAGAUGCUUCUCCCAGUCAGGAUCAUAACAAAAUUGAGCUGGUUGGGUUCUUUGUGAUUAGAGAGGACAGCUGAUUAAGACUUGCUAAAUUGAGCUUCUUGGUCCACCUGAUCCGAAAAUCGCUGAAGCUCUCUCUCCAAGAAGUUCUUAGCUUGAUUGAUGAAAGGGGCAUGCAUAUUACCUAAUUUAUUAACUUAUUCAACCUUGAUUGAAUGCUGAUGUUGUUCCUUAUGCUGCACUUAUAGAUGCCCUGUGCAAGAAUGGAUUAGUGAAAUCUGCUAUGACUUUAUUUGAUGAGAUAACUAAGUAGGGAAUCAAGCCUAAUGUUGUCACUUAUAAGGCCACUCAAGAAUAUUACAGUGGCAAGCAGGAAAUUUUGUCCAUCUUAAAUACUUGCAGUUGCGUAAAAGGAAUGAUGCAUGUGGCUCGUGGUCAAUGCUCAAUCAAGAAAUAUAAACAGUCAAUGCAUAGUUCAUGUUUCUAAGAUUUGAUGACCCUCUUGUGGCGUUUCCUUUGCUCUCUGUUCACUUAUACCUUGACCGUAAACCAUUAGCAUUAGAAACAAAUCAAGCAGUUCACUAUGCUAGUAUUUCUUGUCAACAAUUACUAGCAGAAUUGCAAUUAUCCUUUUAGUGGAUCUCUUGUAAAGUUUCUUGUAGCACAUAUUUAUGGGCAAAAGCAGGUCAAGAAUUGAGAUUAUCAGAUUUUUGAAGUGCUAAUAUAUUUCUUGCCUGUCACCUUUCUGCCCGCUUUGUAUCAUGAAGCUUGUUUUAGAUACUUCUAAGAUAUUUAACGUUGAAUAUGGAUAUGUUUUGAUUUGUGUCUCUCUGGAUGCAGUCGCUGAGAUUCCUUGGAAGAUGCUUCGAUUUUAUUGGAGGAGCUUUGAUUAUUUGAUAAUCAGGUGUAUGGUGUGGCACACGUAAUUGUAAUGGCUUUCGCAAUGUAAUUUUAAGAGUCUGAUUCUUUGCUGCUGGUACAAGCUCCCCACUCCGAACAGCCUUAUCUCUCUUAUUGUUGAUUCUAUUGUCACUGAUUGUAAAUUUUCUUAUUUGUAAAUCAGAACACUGUUGUCCAUUGCGUAACACAUAAUUUAGUUUUUAGUUUAAUCUCCAGAAGUGAGGUCUUGUCACUCACGAUUUCUUACGAUGAUUUAUCUUAAUGCAAUUUUCUUUUGUUUAA